Mytilus californianus (California mussel) is the source of this 5771-nucleotide messenger RNA. RefSeq names its product putative protocadherin beta-18. Bases 692 to 4027 code for a protein of 1111 amino acids. Gene Ontology annotation, molecular function: calcium ion binding. The transcript is spliced from 5 exons. Gene Ontology annotation, cellular component: plasma membrane. Lineage: Eukaryota; Metazoa; Mollusca; Bivalvia; Mytilida; Mytilidae. Gene Ontology annotation, biological process: homophilic cell-cell adhesion. The record is from RefSeq and is a predicted model, not a curated record.
GAAUCAUAUUUUUAAACCAGUACCCAGCGUGACAGAUUUCACGGUAUCAAGUAGAUGAGCUAAUACCUGCCGAUUUCUCAAAUUAUCGACAGUGUAGAAAAUUAGCGGAAUUGUUAAACACAGUAGUUGAAUAUUGAAGAGUGCUAUAUGUUUUAUUCAUUUUUGACAGAGGAGUGUAUCACGCUGAACUGAUAAUAUUGACAUGUUCAAAAAGAUUGUAAAGUGAAAGAAUUAAGAAAGUUACAUUCAUAAGAGUUAAUUAAAUUUUUGGUUGGUUGAUAUUAGGACAUCUUGAAAAAAUGUGGAUUUUUACAUUUUACGACGCUGCUGAUGUGAAUGAUCACCCGACAAAAAACUUCUUUCAUAGCAAUUGAAUUUUAAACAAACCAAUGAUAUAUUGUAGUACAGAUUUAAGAUAUUUAAAGGGACACGAUUACAAAUUUUGUUUGUGUUUCGGUAUUAUCCAUCAGUGUAAUAAGACAGGAUUUUUAAAGAACAUACAUUUAAAAUAAAUAGUCAAACGUUGAUUUCACUGGAUACAGUUAAUAAACGUUAUUGAAAUAUCGAAAUGAAGAAUAAACUCGUGGAAGAGAUUUUAUCCCUCUUGACAGAUAUAAGGUUUAACUGAGAACAUGUAAUGUCAACUUUAAAGAUUGGAUAUACUUGGAAUAUAUAACUUGGAUUUAUCAACAUGUGCUAUUCAUUCUGUCUUUCGAUUUUGACACUCUUCAUUAUAACAUGUUUUGGAGACGACACCAUACAAAUUUCGUUCACAAUUCAGGAAGAACUGCCUAUGAAUACUCCUGUAGGAAAUAUUGCUACCGAGGCUAAAUUGGCGGAAAACUUGACAAGCGAAGAAUUCAACAGUAUAAGUUAUGGUUACAUUGGAGACAAUCUGUAUCAAAAUAUGUUUUCGAUUGACCAAUCAACUGGUGCGUUACAAACUAAUAUGCUGAUCAAUAGAGAAACCAUUACAGAAUGUAGUGAUGUUUCUGAUUGUAUUCUGGUGUUAAAAUUUGUAGCAAACUCACAAAAAACAAACUUUUUUAAGUUGAUUACCACUUCUGUUCAUGUACAGGAUAUCAACGAUCAUGCUCCAUCUUUCCCGCAACCCAUAAUGAAAUUAAACGUUUCAGAAUCUUCACCUGUAGGGACUCGUUUUUCAGUCCCAGCAGCAUUGGAUAAAGAUACUGGAAGAAAUGGAAUUCAAAAUUAUGAUAUUUAUCCGGACAAUGGACCUUUUGGACUUAACUAUACCAAAAAAUUAGAUGGUAGUUUUCUCCUUCAUAUAGUGUUAAAACAACCAUUGAAUAGAGAGAUUAAGGAAACAUUCACAUUACAGAUAGCUGCUAAGGAUGGCGGAGAACAGCCACAAACUGGUAUACUGAACAUUGAUGUUACUGUCCUAGAUGUAAACGACCAUGCACCUAAAUUUGGUCUGUCAAUGUACAAUGUUACAGUUCGGGAAGAUGUUCCACCAAAUACUGUCAUUCUGAAAGUUACCGCUGAUGAUCCAGAUAAAGACCAAAACGGACUUGUCUCGUAUCAUUUCAGUCAGGUACAGACAGAUUUAGAGAGCAUUAACCAGUUCUUUCGUAUUGAUAGUGAUUCAGGGGAGAUAACGCUCCUACAGAAUUUAGUAUACGAACCUAAUGAGGAAUAUAGCAUUAUUGUAGAGGCAAGUGACCAUGGAACUAGUCCUCAGAUUUCACAGGUCAAGGUCAAUGUCAAAGUUGAAGAUGUUGGCAACAACAAGCCUGUUGUCAAGAUUAAUUUACCAUCUGCUGGAACUGGGGGUGUAGUUAUGCUGUCAGAAGCAACGAACAUCGAUAAUUUUGUCGCUCACGUGAAUGUCGAAGAUUCUGAUAUUGGAAACAAUGGUAACGUGACAUGUUCAACACCUAAUCCGUAUUUUGAUGUUAAAAAAUUACCAGUGUCUGACAAAGGAUUUAAAGUUGUUGUGAAGCAAAAACUAGACAGAGAAAAAUUGGAUGCUCAUAUUGUAACCAUUGUUUGUCAUGAUUAUGGAACACCCAGAUUAAGUGCCGAAGCAAGUUUUAACGUAACAGUUUCAGAUGAUAAUGACAACGAUCCUGAAUUUCUGAAGACUUCAUACCAAGCAUAUGUGGAUGAAAAUAAUAAAUUGGGAAAUCCUAUUAAACAAGUUUCGGCCAGGGAUGAGGACAUCGGUAUCAAUGCUGAUAUUCAGUAUUUUCUACACAGUGAUGCUGUAUCAAAAUUCGCUAUUAAUUCUAACACUGGAGUAAUAUCUGCUAGUGAUAUCUAUGAUCGUGAAAAACAAUCAAGUUAUCUGUUUCAUGUUUUGGCCGUUGAUAAUGGAGAUCCAAGAAGGACAGGAACUGCUUCUGUGCUUGUGACAAUUCGUGACGAAAAUGAUAACAUACCAGUCUUCAAUAAAAGUAGAUUUACAUUUGAGGUGGCUGAAGGUCUGAAACCCGACGAAACUGUUGGUUCAGUUGUAGCUAUUGAUAAAGACGAUGGUUUGAAUGGGGAUGUUUCCUACACCAUUGCGGAAAAAGAUCAGUUUACUGUACCGUUUGUGGUUCUUUUGGAUGGAACAAUUAGAACAAGAGAAAUAUUAGAUCGUGAGAAGCACAGUCAGUAUAGUUUUAUAGUUUACGCCUCUGAUAAAGGAAGUCCAUCAAAAAAUAAUUCUGUUGAAGUAAUUAUAACUGUAUCUGAUGUAAACGAUAAUGAACCAACCAUUUUAUUCCCUAAAAAAGGAAAUAACACUGUUACUACGGCAAUAACAUCACUUCCUGUUACAACCAUUAUAGCGGAGGACAAGGAUAUCGGUGUCAAUAGACAAUUAUCAUUUUAUAUUUUCUCGGGAAAUGAAGCAAAUAUGUUUUAUUUGAAUCCUACAUCUGGAGAACUUUUUCUCAACAAGCAGUACCACUUUUCAAAGGAUACUUCACAAAGUAUUCGAGUAUGUGUUCAAGAUGCAGGGAAUCCCGUCCAUUCUGACUGUGCCGAUUUAAAUGUUCUUGUUAUCAUCAGUAAUUCAACACAUCUGUCUGCUAAUGGUGAUUCUAAUAAGUAUAUAACAAUUUCAAUAAUAGUUGUCAUAGUAACUUUACUUAUCUCGGCAGCCAUAGGACUAACAAUUUAUUUCUUGUGGAAAAUUGACAAGAAAAGACAAGAACAGAAAUACACUGCAGGAAAUGGUCCACUAGGAGUUCCGAUGCAGACUGGUUACUCUGAAAAUUCAACCUCCAACACAUCUUUGCCGGAUUCAUUUGAAAGUGCGGAUAAGAAAAGAAAAGAAGUUUCAUUUUCACCAGGCACAUCUUUCGACAACAGCUUCCAACGAAGUAUCAGUCCCAACUCAAAUGAUAAACAGGAGCCAUAUUUAUACGAUAAACCAUCAGUUCACCACAGUCAGCCUUAUAGUGAUUCUAAUACACAGGCACUACAACUAAAACAAAUACUGCUGAAAAAUAACACAGAAACAGAGGCUCGUCUCCAACGACCACAUCCAAGUGAUAAUCAUAGCGACAGUUCAGGGGAGACAACUACCAGUGAUAGCGGUAGAGGUGGUAGUGAGGAUGAAGUUCCAGGGAGUACAUUAGAUGACUCCCGAUCCUUUGAGUUCCAGUGCCCUCCACCAUCAUAUUACAGUACAAACUCAUAUUCCAAGGACAAGUUAAAUAUGUAUAGAAACAAAAACAGUGAUAAUAGACACAUGCCGAGACCUAACUCAUAUAAUAUUAAAAAUAACGCUAGUGCUAAAAUUGUAAAUAAUCUGUCGACCAGUCAGCCAUAUUUAGACAACAGUUCAAAAGACAUGCAAUAUCAUUCGUGGGAUUUUCUGCAACAAAGUGCAUAUGCUCAAUAUCCAAGAAAAGACAGAGAUUAUUUUCACUUGCGUCCUGAAAGUUUAAGUACAUUGAGGUCGCGGGACGACGAUGAUGAUGCUGCCACGACUACUUCAGGGAGUUAUACUAUAAAUCCAGAGGAACUAGAAGAUGAAUUGUUUCAUGCACAGAGAGAUCUUGUCGUGUGAAAUUCUGUGAUUUGCUCAUUGUAAUCUUCUCAUUUUCAUUUUUCUAAUGCAUAACUGCUGAUAGACAGACAAAAGCAAUGGUGAAGUGACUAUUACUUUGCCAUAACAUUUUAAUUUACAUAAUCGUGAUAAGUUUGCAAAACAUUGUGCAUUUAUAUUGAUCUCAAAUUGAUUUGUACCCUAGAAGUUUAAAUAUCUAGUUGUAUUUGUUAUAAUUGGAAUUUUAAAUUGGUUUUGAUAUUCAAGAAACUGCCAAGUAAACCAGCAUAUAGAAAAUGGCUAUUAUAUAUUUUUACUAUGUAUUUUAAAGUAAGAUGAGAUAGGGGAAAUAACUCUCAUUCUAAGCUCCAAUAUCUCAAAUCUGGUAUUAUGACAUAAAACUAAAAUUUCAUAGUAUAGUAUGUUGUUAAAUGGAUAAAUAUUUUUGAACAUUAAUAGGUACCAUUGAGUUUUAAGAAAAGUGUUUUGCUAUAUGCAGUCCAUGACAUUUUUUGUUGAGAAGACCGUGCAGUAUUUAAUACCAAAGACACAAAUUUAUGUUUAAUAACAAUUUUGUCAAUAAUUAUCUUUUUUUCGCUUUUUAAAAACCUAUUCACCAAAUUUCCAGUGUACAUGAUUUCAAGUUCUAUUUCAUAGCUUUAACUUUGUUAGAAAGACUUGGAGAGAAUAAAAACUCUUCUAGUUUAUAUUAAUAUGUUGAUCUACCUCAAUUUUAACCUUUUAAUUCUAGCACUCUUGUACAGUGCAUGUGCUCACCCUGUUAAAUGAUUUAACAAAACUUACAUUUUGAGAAUAUUUGUAUAUUUUUUAAAAGCCAGAAAAGUUGGCUUUGUAUAUUAUGUGAAAAAGAUUCUAUUUAUAUUGAUAACAACUAAUUUUAUAAGUUUUCACAAGAUAUGGAAAAUUUUGUCUUUAAAAAAAUUAAUAUCAAAGGGAAUUUGGCUUUUAUAUUAAGAAUUGAAACUUUUUUCUAUAUUAAUAUAUUUAUACAAGCUAAUUUAAUAAAGUACAUUUUAUUUGUAUUCUGUUCUUGUGAAGAUAUUUGUUAAAGCAUGUUAUUUGUUUGUUUGUUAUUUGUUAAUAUUUCUUUUGCACAUUUGAAUGAUUUAUGUUUAAAUUUGAAUAUUUGAACUGGUUACUAUUCAAAUUAAUAUGCCAGGUAACCAGUUGAUGUAGCUUUUAUAAAAAGCAGGUAUGAUCAGUCUCAACCCUUUAGCAAUUUUGAAUAAAAACAGUUAUUAAAAUAAAUCCAUUAUUGGGGUUUUAUAGGAAAGGAGAAGGUUCAAUUUGAAGCUAAUUUAUCCCUUAAAUUCAACCUAAAACAUUUUUUGCCAUCGAAAGAAUAGAUAAAUAUAAAAAAAACACUUUCUAUGUGAAAUUUUUUGGGCAAAAUAAUUAUUCUAAAUUAUUUCUAAGCAUUUGCUAGUUAAUAGUCAGGAUUUUGUGGUCAUUUGAUGGUCCUAUUAACCAUGAAAAGGAUAUUUUAAAUCAAAAACCCAUUUUUUCAUUAACAUGAUCAUAGAACAUCAGAUUCAAUUAAUUCUGUAAAUCUGAGAAUGUUUGAAAUACAUUUUAUUUUAGGUCUAACUUGGCCCAGAAUUGUACCUUCUCCUUUGUAUCAUGUUAAUCAUAACAUUGUGACUGUAUUGUGAAGUUUAAGACAUGAGAAAACGAAUAUUUGUAUAUGUUUGUAAGAAUAUAUUCCAUUCAAAAGUGCAGCUAUUAUAAUAAAAAUGAAUAAUAA